UUUGAAACCGGAAGCGGCUACCUUGUGGCGCUACUUUUGGUGAAGCGAAGGUUUCUUAUCAUUUUAUUCCUAUAGCUUCCUGAUAUGUCAAUAAGUUCAGUGCAAUCCACCUUGUCCACUCUGAAGUCAUGUCAGGCAGAUAUUGGAGCUUGUAUGGACAUGGUAUCAGAUGUUGCGCUGGGAAUAGUUGAAGCACAAGGUAUGGAUAACAGUCCAGCUCUGAAGAAGCUGGAGGAGAUGAUUCUGGAGUGCUCCAGACUGGACAGAGAAAUCAGUUGUUUCGUGGAGUCUGUUGAUGAGAAGACUGCUCAGGUCAGACGUGAACCUCCCGAGGCCAUGUUUCAUCUGAGGAGCUCUGUAAAGGAGCGUUUCACUGAGCUUACAGCUGGAGUUACAGAUGCAGACCUGCAAAGGCACAGCAAGGUUGUUGCCUUCAGAGACAGUGUCAGGAAAUAUGCCAUGCAAGCAGGUCAAACUGCUGCUGAGAAUGAAGAGGAGGAGUUGGAUGAGGACAUUGCUGUAACACAGAGCCAGACAAACUUCAUCUGCCCUCUCACCCAGGUUGAGAUGGUCAAUCCAUUGAAAAACAAGAAAUGCGGUCAUCACUAUGACCAAGAGGCUGUACUUGAAAUGAUUAAGGCUAAGCACAAAAAUAAGAAGAAAUUUCGCUGUCCAAAGGUUGGCUGUGGAAAUGCAGAUGUUCAGCGGUCAGACCUCGAGUUGGACUUGCUUAUGAAGAGAAUGAUUCAGAACCACAAGAGACAGUGGAAAAACCUAAUUUGACUAAAUCAGUCCUGCAGAUGGUAUAGUUGUUCGGUCUUUAAUGGGAAAAUGGUUUUGUCUGAAUGUUGAAAUGUAGAACUGGAGUUUUGUUGUAAAAUUUGGUUCAUGUUAUAGUUAAUAUAUAACACAUUUAUAGUUCAUGUUUGUAAUACAAAAAUAAAGGCACUAUUCU
Molecule: messenger RNA, 955 nt
Organism: Sinocyclocheilus anshuiensis
Lineage: Eukaryota; Metazoa; Chordata; Actinopteri; Cypriniformes; Cyprinidae
Product: NSE2 (MMS21) homolog, SMC5-SMC6 complex SUMO ligase
Exons: 7
Coding region: 85-783 (232 amino acids)
Biological process (GO): protein sumoylation; double-strand break repair via homologous recombination
Cellular component (GO): Smc5-Smc6 complex; nucleus
Molecular function (GO): zinc ion binding; SUMO ligase activity
Source: RefSeq, a predicted model, not a curated record